CAAACCGCGAUCGAAUCGACAGUUCCGAGAAGGAACUCUUCGCCCGUACCGUCGUGGAGUGAGGAGUCUGUUUCAGUUCCAUUUCUCGUUCUCUCUCCACAUUUUCAGAUAAAGGCUUGAUUUUCGUUCUUUUCUGUAUUCAGUUCUUUUGCUCUUCUUUUUGGUCUGUUUGGUUGCCGGCAAACUGUAGGAAAAAAGGAACUGUAAAAGAGAGAACACUGAAUAUCCUGUAUUUAUUUAUUAUUUAUUUAUUUAUUUAUUUUUUCAACUUUUUCGUAGCGAUCACUAAGGUAAAACUCCCUUCUAUACCUAGAAUCGAUUCUAUAAACUGUUAAUGCCAAUAUGUGUCUCGCUUUAUGGUUGUGAUUGACGUAACUUAGAAUACUGGUAAUUUCCCCCUUUUGUACUUUCUUCUGUGGCUUCUCUGUCAUCCUCGCUUCUUUCUGUUUCUUUUUUUUCCUUGUUUUUAUACUUAUUCCUCUGUUUGGUUUGGUUGCUGGGAAACAUAGGGAAAAAGGACCUACGAGAGGAGGAAACUCUGAAUAUCCUGUUUCGGACGUUUGAUCUUGUUGUUUUUAUUCAUUUCUUUGUCUGCGGUUUCUAGCAGUCAAGCAGAGUGUUUAUUUGUUUUCCAGUUUUUCAAUUUUGAACCUGAAAUUCAGGUUUAGUUUCGGUGUAUAUAUGUGGAAUCGUUUCUAUGAACUGUGGAUAGUUGUUGCCAUUUGUAUCUCGUUUAUUGUUGUGAAAAAUUCUGUAAUUAAGAUUACCUCUGAUUUUUAACUCUGUUCUUUGCUUCACUGUCCUUUUUUUUUUUUUUUAACUUUUCUUUUCUUCUUCCUCUGUUUGCUUGUAGCAGAAAAGGAACUACAAAAAUAAACUUUGGAAAAUCCUGUUUUAGAAGUAAUUUUUUGUUACCCUUUCUUUUUGAAGUUUGCAGUGAUCAAUUUUGAAGGUUGAAUUCCCUUCCAUACUGGGAAAUUUGGAAUUGAGUCUAGGAAAUGUGGAUUGUGAAUGCAAUUUUAUUAUUCAUUUUUUAAGUUUUGAACUUGCUUUAGCUGGGAUUACUGUUGAUCUUCUUCACUUUUUUCUUUUUCUUAUUUCUCUAUAUGCUUGUGGACAAACAGUAAGAAAAAAAGAACAAAUUUUACUGUGAUCAAGCAGAUGAUUUUUUGUUUUCUAAUUUUGAAGGUUCAGUUCCCAGUUGUAUGUGGAAUCAGUUCAAUAAACUGGGGAUCAUUCAUAGAAGCUGAGGAAACAAGUUGCUGAUAUUCGUGUUCAAUUCCAUUCUAAUGUUUGGAAUUGAGUCCAUAACCGUGGAUUGUUAAUGCAAUUAUUUAUCUCAUUUUGUUCCUCUGAAAAUAAUUGAGAUAACUGUUAAUUUUAGAUUUUUUUUUUUUUUAAAUUUUCAGCUCAUGUUACUAAACUGUGAUGUUUUAUUUUCAAAUUGAUUUCUUUAUUGAUCUAUAUUAUUUGAAUGUGUUCAGGAUAUGUCCUUUGCAUGUGCCUAGUGAUAUCAUUGGAUUUUGAAUGUGGACUAGAACUAUAAAUCACUGACAUGGCGGUUAUGCAACUGAAUGGUGGUGUUCUUGCUACUGGAUUGACAAAUACAGGGAGUGGAGGGGGUGUGAUAAAGAAGAUUACAGGGUCCUCUGUUGUGGUACAGCCAAGUGGAGAACACAAUGCAUUUGCACUUAUUAAAAGAAAAGGGUUAAGAUAUGAAGAUGUUACUAGAUGUCAUCAUCAAUCUCUAGACCUUCUAAGGCCAUUCUCUCCAUUGGUGACAUGCCGUAGGAAACAUGUCUUUCCUGUGUUCAAUAAUCACCUCGGAUCGGAUUGUGGUGUGGAUUCUUCAGAGGUGGAAGAGAACAUUGUUGUGGAAAAGGGGAAUGAUAUUGGCAACUCAAGUGGAGUCUGUGAAUUGAAAGGGAUUACUGCAACUUUAUCACGUUCUUUGGGAGUCAAACGUGAGCUCAUUAUGCUUUCUUUGCCUGCAAUGGCUGGACAGGCUCUUGAUCCUUUGGCACAACUGAUGGAGACAGCUUAUAUUGGUAGAUUGGGCCCUGUGGAGUUGGCUUCUGCUGGUGUUUCCAUAUCAAUAUUCAACAUUAUAUCAAAGCUAUUUAACAUUCCUCUCCUGAGUAUUUCCACUUCGUUUGUGGCUGAAGACAUCUCAAAGAAUGCUAUCAACAAUUCAGCCUCAGAAGAGUUUUAUCAAGAAGAAAGUACAAAUGGAACUCCUUUUGUUGGAGUAACUGAAAGAAUGCAGCUAUCAUCUGUUUCUACGGCUUUACUUUUAGCUGUUGGUAUUGGCAUCUUUGAGGCUUUUGCCUUGUAUUUUGGAUCAGGAUGGUUCCUUAACUUGAUGGGCAUACCAUCGGCUUCAUCCAUGCAUGCUCCAGCACGUAGAUUUCUUUCACUCAGAGCCCUUGGAGCUCCUGCAGUUGUUGUUUCUUUGGCUCUUCAAGGCAUUUUACGUGGUUUUAAGGAUACAAAGACCCCGGUCUUAUGUCUAGGUGUUGGUAAUUUUGCAGCUGUCUUUUUGUUCCCCAUACUUAUGUAUUAUUUUCAAUUGGGUGUUACUGGAGCUGCCAUUUCCACUGUUGUGUCUCAAUACAUUGUCACCUUUUUAAUGAUUUGGCACCUCAAUAAGAGAGCUGUAUUGUUGCCCCCAAAGAUGGGAACACUGCAAUUUGGUGACUAUAUCAAAUCUGGUGGUUUUCUUCUUGGGAGAACUCUUGCUGUCCUUGCAACUAUGACCUUGGCAACAUCAGUGGCGGCUCGUCAAGGCCCAAUAGCAAUGGCCGGCCAUCAAAUAUGCUUGCAAGUAUGGUUGGCUGUUUCGCUCCUCACUGAUGCACUGGCUGCAUCUGCUCAGGCCAUGAUUGCAAGUUCUUUAUCGAAAGGUGACUACAAGGCUGUGAAAGAAAUUACCUACUUUGUAUUAAAGACAGGAUUAUUCACUGGUAUUUUCUUGGCUGUGGCUUUGAGUGCAUUUUAUGGUUCCUUAGCCACCAUAUUCACCAAGGACAUUGAAGUGUUAGGAAUUGUUAGGACUGGGGUACUGUUUGUCUGUGCCAGUCAACCUAUAAAUUCUUUAGCUUUUAUUUUUGAUGGCCUCCAUUUUGGUGCAUCAGACUUCCCAUAUGCUGCUCGCUCUAUGAUGGUCAUUGGGGCAAUAUGUUCUGCCUUUUUGCUUUAUGUUCCUUCUCUACUUGGUCUUCAAGGAGUUUGGCUGGGCUUGACUCUCUUUAUGGGCUUGCGUAUGGUGGCAGGAGUGAUCAGAUUAGCAUCGAAAACUGGUCCAUGGUGGUUCCUGCAUGAGGACUUCCAGACGGCAGAGGUGAUGAAUUUUGGAUCUAAAACCGCCUAACUGGAUUCAAUUUUUGGAUUGCACUUGUUGAGAUGGGACCGGUCUAUGAUGGAGUCUAGGAAACCAGUGACUGUAGUGUAUGACACAUAUCCCUGAGACAUGAUUCGAUUGUACUUAACGGUAUUUGAAUAUUUUUCUUAGAUGAUAAGCAGUUUUUUAGUCUCUAAUUCAUGAAAUUGUAUAGAUUUAUUUCUUUGGCAAUAUUCUGAAUCCCUUGAGUUUUAUUACCUUCUUUUGUUGUUGGAAUGAUGCUAUAUUCUCCAAAAUUUCCAGUUUUCACCCA
Messenger RNA from Vitis riparia (riverbank grape), 3653 nucleotides. Its product is annotated as protein DETOXIFICATION 45, chloroplastic. Gene Ontology annotation, biological process: transmembrane transport. Gene Ontology annotation, molecular function: antiporter activity; xenobiotic transmembrane transporter activity. The transcript has 15 exons. The record is from RefSeq and is a predicted model, not a curated record. NCBI's taxonomy places the organism in Eukaryota, Viridiplantae, Streptophyta, Magnoliopsida, Vitales, Vitaceae. Gene Ontology annotation, cellular component: chloroplast; membrane. The coding region runs from base 1556 to 3370 and encodes 604 amino acids.